Molecule: messenger RNA, 4615 nt
Organism: Orussus abietinus
Lineage: Eukaryota; Metazoa; Arthropoda; Insecta; Hymenoptera; Orussidae
Gene: Su(z)12
Product: polycomb protein suz12-B
Exons: 9
Coding region: 125-2719 (864 amino acids)
Cellular component (GO): nucleus; ESC/E(Z) complex
Molecular function (GO): chromatin DNA binding
Source: RefSeq, a predicted model, not a curated record
GCCACCCGCAGCGGCAGCAACGGCAGCAGCGUUUUCCGCGCGGGUCAGGCGUCGACUGCGUCGUGUUUUUCGGCUCUCGCAAGUGCGCUUCGCGUCCGGUAGACUCGUGAGAAUCCGCGCGAGGAUGCCGCCGAAGAAGCGGGAAAAGGAACUGGACGGGCCGAAGGCACCGCGGAUCGACCAAAUUCAAGCGGACCACGAGCUGUUUCUCCAAGCCUUCGAAAAGCCCACGCAGAUCUACCGGUUUCUACGCACGAGGAAUCAAAUCUCGCCGGUAUUUCUAUACAGGAACUUAUCUUACAUGAGGCAACGCAUGUCCAGAAGUCACAAAUCCCGGCGUGGGUUUCGAAUCGACACCAUUUUGGAGAAACUAAUGUCCAAGAACAAUCAGGACCAAAAUCCAGGAGUCCGUGGGUACAUGACGCUGACCUUCCUGGGAUUUUAUGACAAGAAAGUCGAAGGUCCGCAAGAUCCGGUCAAGGUGGAAACUUUGCUGUUAAAGAUCUGCCACAAAAAGAGGAAAGACGUCAGCUCGCCGAUCAUGCAGGUGUCGGUCGGGACGAGCGAGGUGCCGAUCAAUCCAUCCGAGAAUCAACCGCCACCCAAAGCACCCACCGUCUCUAUACCUAACGAAUCCUUUAGUUUAAACAAUGGACACAUAGCCAAGACGUACAUGCUUCUACUCAGGGUGUACUGCACCUCGAACGGCAACUGCCUUAUGCACAACUGUGAUCUAGAUGAGCCCGCCCAGAAACGACGGAAGUCCAUCACCGGCGCCGUCAAAGUCGUCGGCGAGGAGGUGAAGUUGUACGGCUCGGAGCUUAUAGUAUACGAUAAGCACAAUCGCUGUCUGUUGACGGACGGGGAUUACGAGUUGGGAUUGCAAGAAGUGCAAACCAACGUUAGAUCUAGCCCGAAGAAGCACAGCUCCUGGGAGUCGAUAUCGGACACGAAGGAGUGCGGCCCCUUCGAAGUCUUUAGUCGGGGACCUACCCUGAAAUUUCGGUUAAGUUGGACCGCGGAACCGAGCAAUGGACUGGUCGAUAGACCAACUCCCAUUCACCCGCUGCCUACCGGCGACAAUAAGGAAAACCGAUCGGCUAAUGCCGGUUUGGAGAGGUCCCCUGCUGCUCACAACCUGAACAACAACAACAACAACAUCAACAACAACAAUAAUAUAAUUACCAACAACAACAACGCGUCACUGCCAACGCCUAGUCCGCUGACCCCGUCGAAGAUCUCCGUGUCGAGCGAGAAGAUGGACUCGUCGACGGUCACUCAGCAAAUCGUAUAUCAAUUUUUGUACAACAACAACAGCAGGCAACAAACCGAGGCCUGCGAGGACCUGCACUGCCCCUGGUGCUCGCUGGACUGCGGGAAGCUCUACUCCCUGCUGAAGCACCUGAAGCUCUGCCACUCGCGCUUCACGUUUACCUACGUGCCCAUCUCGCAGGGCGCCAGGAUAGACGUGGCGAUCAACGAGUGCUACGACGGCUCCUACGCGGGAAGUCCACACGAGCUUAUUUCUCAGCCCUCCGGAAUCGCCUUCUCCAGGACGGGACCCACCAGGAGGACGAGCGUCACCAACAUUCUGGUCUGUCGGCCGAAGAGAACCAGACCUAGUCUCUCCGAAUUUCUCGAGCUCGACGAGAACGAGUUCGAGAGCCAGAGGCCGUACAUCACGGGGCACAAUCGGCUCUAUCAUCACACCGUGACCUGCUUGCCGAUAUACCCGAAGGAGAUGGACAUCGACUCCGAGGGCGAAAACGACCCCAAGUGGCUGCAGACCAAGACGAUGAUGAUGAUCGACGACUUCACGGACGUCAACGAAGGCGAGAAGGAGCUGAUGAAGAUGUGGAACCUUCACGUGAUGAAGUACGGCUACGUGGGGGACUGCCAGAUUCCGCUGGCGUGCCAAAUGUUCCUCGAGACCAAGGGGAAGGAGCUGCUCAUGAAGAACCUCUACCGGAACUUUGUUCUCCACAUGUGCAGCCUGUUCGACUUCGGCCUGAUCAGCCCCGUGGUGCUGUACCAAAUGAUCCAAAGGUUGCAGGAGAUCAUGAAGGAGGGUGGCGAGGACGGGGACGUGAGCAAGGUAUUGCAGAAGUCCCACGAGGCUCAGGUCGAGCGCUGGGUCAGCACCCUUCGAGGAGGGGCUCGACUCUCCAAGGACUCGAGCGAGUCGCGGAUCGGCUUCAACGGCGAAGUGCCCAACUCCAACGCCAGGAGGAAGACCACCCUGCCGAUCGCCUCGCCGUCCGGUGGGUCCACCGCGAAGAUCACGGUCACUCUCCACGCCAACGUCAGCAAGGUCGCCAGCAUGGUCGGCUCGACCUCCUCCUCCUCCUCCUCCUCGUCCUCCUCCUCGUCCUCCUCCUCCUCCUCGUCGAUUCAUGGCCCUGAACGAGUACAAAGAGACUCGAGGGACCCUCCCUCGGGUGGCCAGCUCACCGAGAUGCCGCAACGGCGCAAGAGCGCGAACGCCAUCGUGCCGGGCGCGGAUAACCUCGCGACGACGGGGCCGACGACGGGGCCGACGACGGGGCCGACGACGGGGCCGACGAACGCGCCGGCCCGCAGGAAGUCGACGGCCGGCGACAACGUCGCCUACGAGUACCACAGGAGGAAGCUGGUCCUGGACGCGAUACCGUCGGCCCCGACGACGCUCGGCACGGCGAACGGCAACCAAAAACCCUCCCAGAACGGCGGGAGCCAUUAGCCCCGGUCUUUUUACGGAAGAUUGUACGUUUUUGUACAGUAUUUGUUGCGAAUAUUAUGUGAUUGAAAUUAUUAUUAUUAUUAUUAACGAUAAUGUAGAUAAUAAUUCAACGGCCGCCGUCGUUCGGGCAGACAUACCGAUUCCGCUCUCGACUGUCUGCGCUCGCGGAAGCCGGAGAGAGGGCGCCGUCUUGGUACAAGGCUCGGAACUCCGACAGGGACCGUUUCUUGCGAUGCGACGAGUCGAAUCAUUUUUUCUUUUUUUCUUUUUUCGGUUAGAGUUGGGCCGGUAUUUCAUCGGCACCUGAGUGGGAAACUGUCGACUUUAAGAUGGACGCACGGUACUACGCCGUUCCAUUGAAAAAUCGGCCUUACUCGACUCGAGUAAACGCGAGCGUUUGACUCGUUGCAUCUCUACCCCGAGGAAAAGAAAUAUUUCCCUGGUUCGGUGGAGUUUUUUUUUUUCUCGGGGUAGCCGUUUCUCUUUCCCGAUUUUUAAGCGGUCGUGGACCCCGUCCCGCUCGCAGAAUUCGCGACUCGCUCCCAGCCUCUUUUCUACGUUGCUCGGGCUUUUUAUACACAGAAUCGGUUUCGUUUUACUCUAGUCAAUGUGUAUUCGUUUAACGUCUUUAACUGCCAUCCUUCUUUUUUUUUGUCUCUUGCUCGUUUACUUUUCCGUCUCUCUUCUCAUUGAUCCAUCCACGAGCCGUCGGAAGUCCGCGAGUUCGCCUCUUUCCGGGGAACUCUGGGGAAUUCGCUUGAAAAAGAACUCUGCGAGCGUCGAGGUCGGACAUCACUCGCUGGUAGCCGUUGAACGAGCCGACGCGAAGGUGGCGGAGCUUGCGACGAUUCGACCCGGGACUCGUACUUUCACGCUCGACGAUACAAUAAAUGGGAAAAGAAAUCCGCGAACCGACCGAAUCGGAAGUGGAAAGAUGCAGCGGCUUCGGGUUAGAGCGAUGGCGCUUUUCACUGGGGAGAUGUGCAUCGAAGGCCACGCCAGGGACGGGCAAAUUUUUAAUAAGUUAUUAAUUUAUUUUACUUUCUUUUCCGCGCGGUAUGUAUACAUAUUAUAUAUUUAAAUAUAUGUGUAUCGCCCUUCAAUUCCAUAUCAGCGGCCGAAUGAUACGGUUACUCGCGUUUCCCCGCUGAUUAGUAACGACUCAACUAGCGCGAGAAAAUGUAAAAACGAAAGGCAACGCAAAACGUGACGACGGGCAGUCGCGCUCUUCCUCGACUCGAACGCUUCCAUCUUCUCGGGACCCGGCUAGCCCGCGCUCGAUUUCGACGACUGUUUCGAGAAUUGUAUAAAAGUUAUGGAAGGUUAUGGAAAAUAUAUAAUUUUUCAGGAACGCGUCGCCUUUCUCCGGCCGAUGUAAAAUAAAGCACGUCGAGUUGACAAUCAGAAGGUUAUCGGUGGUUAAGCUUGCAAUUUGCCCAUCCCUGAUUAUCGCUUUUUGGUGUAGAGACAAAUCGACCCAGCGAAGAACGCCGUCGCAAAGAUAUGGAAAAAAUAGACGAGCCGAAACUCGUAUCCGCGAUGCACCGAAUUCUGUACGCGAAACGAGUCGACGUAGCGAAAGUGCCUUUUUACGAAAUCCGAAAUCCUCUUUCCGGAGACGGCGCUGCUCUCUUAAUUUAAUUAAUAACACCCACAACGAAAGAAAAGAGGCGCGUCUACCUUUCGUCUGCCUUAGUUCGGUCCAGCGUGUUCGUCGAUCGUUCGAGACUCGAUGUUCCGACUCGUCCAUCGGAGGACUCCAACCGUCGUGCAUGCAUUCCGCCCGAUGUCGACGAACCAUCGCGCCCUACCUUCACGAUCUCGAUUAUAUUUUCCAUUACACUACUGUCCACGUCAGGUUGUAAAUAAUAAAGGCAAUUGGAAACUCCCCGGAAA